UAUGACGUCACGACCCAAAACAUUGCAAUCUCUGGAGCCGCUCGCCGGUGUCGUGUUCGCCUAACUAGCCCCAUAAAACACCCAAGAAGAAGGUGUUCGGGUGCCUGUGCCGCGCUGCCAGGUGAGGGAAAUUGCUUGACGGUACUGAGUACUGUUAAAAAUUCCGUACUGUACUGUACUGCCAGCCUUCGUGAGGAACCAUAACUCCUCAUCUGCUAGAAAAAGACAUUAAGGACACCUAACUGUAGCAUAAAAACUUGCAAGAGGAAACUGGACCUGUUUCUGCACAGGAUACCUGAUGAACUCUCUACCCUACAUAUGUGCAUUCCAAGGAGAGCAGAGAGUAACUCCCUGACCAACUGAGAUAAGUGAGAAUGGGGGGCAAGGUAGUUUAUGUCCAAAAGCUGGGACGCAUGGCAUUCCAGCCAGCAUGGGAGCUCCAGAAGAGGGUGGCAGCACAGGUGAUGGAUAAUGUUCGGAGCAACAGGGAACCCGGACACAGCCUGUUGCUGUUGGAACAUGACCCAGUGUACACAACAGGUCUUCGUGAAGGUGGUUACACGCCAGAAGUAGAGGCAAAACUGCGACAGGCUGGGGCGGACUUUUACCGUACUAAUCGUGGUGGGCUCAUUACCUUCCAUGGGCCGGGCCAGCUGACGGCAUACCCAAUACUCCACCUCAGGUCCUUCAGUCCUGGCAUCAAAUGGUAUGUGUGUGCUUUGGAGCGCACAGUGAUACGCACACUGAGGAUGGUGGGGAUCAGCGCACACACCUCUCCUCAUACUGGUGUAUGGGUGGGAGACAACAAAAUAUGUGCAUUAGGUCUGCAAGGUCGCCAUGUCACCACCCAUGGGCUCAGCCUCAACUGCAACACAGACCUCCGGUGGUUUGAUAACAUUGUCCCGUGUGGCAUCCCCGACAAAGGAGUAACAAGUGUCACUCAAGAACUUGGGAGGGAGGUGACUGUACAAGAAAUGGAGCCAAUCUUCCUUAAAGCAUUUUCAGAAAUUUUUGAAUGCAUUUACAAAAGCUCAGCUAGAUGAUCACAGGGAAGUUCAAGAUGUGUCAUCCCUUGAUGCAAAACAGCUACAUCAAUUAGCAGAGGUUAGGUAUACAGUUUCCUAUCUUGCUCUAUAAUGGAUUGUGUGCAAGUACAAGUCAAUUUUCAGGUAAUACAAAUAUUAAGAAAAUUAUGACAGCUAAUCAAAGGCUUCAUUGCAGUCAUGUAAAUAAAUUAUGUUUGUGUU
This is a messenger RNA of Eriocheir sinensis (Chinese mitten crab), 1247 nucleotides long. RefSeq names its product putative lipoyltransferase 2, mitochondrial (gene Lipt2). Gene Ontology annotation, cellular component: mitochondrion. Bases 375 to 1043 code for a protein of 222 amino acids. The transcript is spliced from 6 exons. Gene Ontology annotation, molecular function: lipoyl(octanoyl) transferase activity. The record is from RefSeq and is a predicted model, not a curated record. NCBI's taxonomy places the organism in Eukaryota, Metazoa, Arthropoda, Malacostraca, Decapoda, Varunidae. Gene Ontology annotation, biological process: protein lipoylation.